CUCGCAAGGCUCCCUGGGUCCCAGCGGGCGAGCGAGCCGGCCUCCAUUUUGCUGCCGGCGGUGGAGGCGCGCGGCCGGGGCUCCCGCCGUCGCCAUGGGCCGCCGCCCCGCUCGCUGCUACCGGUACUGUAAGAACAAGCCGUAUCCCAAGUCCCGCUUCUGCCGGGGGGUGCCCGACGCCAAGAUCCGCAUCUUCGACCUGGGUCGGAAGAAGGCGAAGGUGGACGAGUUCCCGCUCUGUGGCCACAUGGUGUCGGACGAGUACGAGCAGCUGUCGUCGGAAGCCCUGGAGGCCGCGCGCAUCUGCGCCAACAAGUACAUGGUCAAGAGCUGUGGCAAGGACGGCUUCCACAUCCGCGUGCGGCUGCACCCCUUCCACGUCAUCCGCAUCAACAAGAUGCUGUCCUGCGCCGGCGCCGACAGGCUCCAGACCGGCAUGCGAGGCGCCUUCGGGAAGCCGCAGGGCACCGUGGCCCGGGUCCACAUCGGCCAGGUCAUCAUGUCCAUCCGCACCAAGCUGCAGAACAAGGAGCACGUGAUCGAGGCCCUGCGCAGGGCCAAGUUCAAGUUCCCGGGCCGCCAGAAAAUUCACAUCUCCAAGAAGUGGGGCUUCACCAAGUUCAACGCCGAUGAGUUUGAAGACAAGGUGGCGGCGAAGCGCCUCAUCCCCGAUGGCUGCGGAGUCAAGUACAUCCCCGAACGGGGUCCCCUGGACAAGUGGCGGGCCCUGCAUUCCUGAGGACCUUGCCGCCAGAAAAGAAGAAACCAAGGACGGUUAUAGUUUGGAAAAAACGUUCAUUCCGUUUAUAGCGCCUGGAAGGUUAGUUUGCAUCUUACGGAACAUUACGGUGGAAAAUACCUGUCUUGUUUGAGGAAUCAGAAAACUGCAGUUUUGAGAACACAUUUGCUACUUUAAAAUUUUUUGGAGUAUACUGCAGUAUGGCAAACAUUUUGGUUACUGAGGGCAUAAAGGAUAACUAUUAUUAUCUUUGAUUAGGAGUGCUAGAGGAGUUGGAAGAUGUGUGUGAAAAAUGGUUUCUAGAAAGCUAAACAUGAAAAUUAUAUUUCUAAACAUGAAAAUUGUAUUUCAAGUGUAUCCUCUUUAAAACUAGCCUAUUUCUAAAUUUGAUUGUUUUGCUAUAAAUUUGUCAAUAUUAUUUUUAGAAUUACCUGUAGCCCGAGGUUAUCAAUCUUAGAACAGUUGGGUAUACUGAAAAAAAGAUUUUCUAGACAAGCCUUACAUUGUCCUGCACUCAGGAGACAACGAUCCAAUCUUUUCUUCAUCACAGAAAGGUUAUAGGUGACAACAGAGUUCAUACUGCUUGUAUUUGGGUCCCGGUAGAAUCAACAAAGAAGAGAAAAUGACACUAAAUCAGCCAUCUGCUCUGAGGGGGCCUGGGAGAGCGUUUGUAAUCUGUUGCUGUUUGCCCUGUAUUAGAGUUACAUUGAUCGCACGGGUAGUUUCUAUUUUAUUUUAGAAACGAUAUAACUUAAAAUUACCAGGUUUAUACUGUUUAGUUUGUUGUUGCUGUACCUGUUCUCUGAUUGAGAUUUCUGAAUCUUGAUCCUGGAAAUAAGGCCUUCGGUUUUCCUCUACUAAUGUUAAACAAUGACAAUAUUCAUGUUAUAGAUAGUUCUCAACAAAUUACAUGUUCAUUAAAAAGGCUCUCCAACAUAAGUAUUUACCUGAUGUUUCACUUAAUGCUCUGAGAACUCUUGAAACUGUCUAGGAAAUUACAUCAUAUUCAGUUAAUAAAGGUAAACUUUAACCGGA
Peromyscus leucopus (white-footed mouse) is the source of this 1774-nucleotide messenger RNA. It is a transcript of the gene Rpl10l, whose product is annotated as ribosomal protein L10 like. Lineage: Eukaryota; Metazoa; Chordata; Mammalia; Rodentia; Cricetidae. Gene Ontology annotation, cellular component: ribosome; cytosolic large ribosomal subunit. The transcript has a single exon. Gene Ontology annotation, molecular function: structural constituent of ribosome. The record is from RefSeq and is a predicted model, not a curated record. Gene Ontology annotation, biological process: ribosomal large subunit assembly; translation. The coding region runs from base 95 to 739 and encodes 214 amino acids.